AUGAUGCUACCUGAAGCAGUGCAGCCCAUAGAGGAAGCCGCACUGCAACUGGAGACUCCAGUGGUCGAGCUCGUUGGGCAGGAAUCGGAAGCGGAAGCUGUAAACAUCUCUCCAGAGGAGGUUUUCCUGUGUGCAGCAAACAGCUACAAGAAGGAGGGCAACGAUUGCUUCGACAAGCGCAGAUUCGUGGAGGCCAUUAGCUUCUACAGCCUUGCCAUCGAAAAGUGCCCCAUGCAAUACACCAAGGAGCUGGCCAUCUUUCAUCAGAACCGUGCCGCCUGUCACGAGAUGCUGAAGAACUGGCAGCAAGUGCAGGAAGAGUCCACCUUGGCGCUGAAGUACAAUCAUCGCUACGCCAAGGCCUACUCCCGUAGGGCACGUGCUUACGAGGCCACCAGUCAGCUCGCCGAGUGCCUGAUCGAUAUAACGACUUUGUGUCUGCUGGAGAAGUGCAAGAACAAGAAGACCCUCAAGCUAAGGAACAGCGUAAACCAGAAGGUGGCCUUCGCCAAAGCCAAAGAGAGAAUGGAUAAUCUAGGCACAGCUCUGCCCCCGAAGCGACGCAUUAAACGGUAUUUUGAAUUAUUCAUCGCGGAUCCCCUGCAGACGAUGACGCUGCCAGCCUCAGCAGCUAUGGGAGACGCACCUUCUCUGCGCGGAUUCCUGCGUGCCCACCGCGCUUUCGUAGAGGAGCGAUUUGAGGACGUCAUUCCAGCCUGCACCGAGGAGAUUGAAGUGGCUUUGGAGGGCGCAGACUCGCAGUACAAGUUGCAGGCCCUGUUCAUGCGCGGCACACUCCUUCUGCUGUGCGGCUCUUUCCGUGAGAGCAGACGAGACUUUGUGGCAGUGCUCGCAGAUCCCGGAGCAGAUGACAAUUUGUGCAUCUAUGCGCAGCUCAGGUGUGCCGUCAUCUUCUUUUACACGGAGCAGGAGGAGAAGGCUUUGGGUGUACUGGAGGAGCUGGAAAUUCUGGAUGCUGGCAAUCCCGACAUAUACACCCAACGUGGCCUGCUCCUCAGCAAGAUGGGGCGCUCCGAGGAUGCCUUGCUGGACUUUGAGCGGGCAUCGCGCCUGGCUCCCAACCACGCCACUACGGCGUUCUACAAGCACGAAGCCGACUACCAUGUCGCCGCCAAGGAAGGUGACAAGCAUCGCAUCGAGGAUGCGAUUCAGCGCCUCAAGCAGACCACAGAGAAGUUCCCCGACUGCGAGAAGGGCCUCCUGAUGCUCAGCAAUGCGCACGCCGAACAGCUGAACCUUGCCGAAGCUUCGAUGUGCCUCCAGAGAGGCACGGAGCUGUCGCCCGCGACUCCUGUGCUGCUGCUCUUUCAGGCAAUCCUCGAGCUUGGGCGCAGUAACAAUUUCGAUUCGAUCUUCUCAUUACUGGAGCAAGCACGCAGCAUGGAUCCCACGUGCUAUCGCGUCCACGAGUGCCUGGGCCGCGCGGAGCUGAUCCGCGGGCGCCUCCGACAGGCUGUCAAACACUUCCAUGCCGCGAGCACCCACGGCCGCGGCUUCGACGAGCUCUGUAACUCAUUCAGCCUUUUAGCCGCCACCACCGCCCAACUGGAAGCGCUGCAGAACCUGCGCAUGGACGAGAACGAUGAAGUCAUGCCGUGCAUCAACCAGAACGAGUGUCCGAAAAAAGUGUGCUCAAAGCACUUCCUGAGCGGCAGGGCACUUCCCGAGUGGGGCACUGUGGCAGAGCUAAUAUAA
Messenger RNA from Drosophila subobscura, 1716 nucleotides. Its product is annotated as mitochondrial import receptor subunit TOM70-like. The record is from RefSeq and is a predicted model, not a curated record. Bases 1 to 1716 code for a protein of 571 amino acids. The transcript is spliced from 2 exons. Gene Ontology annotation, molecular function: protein binding. NCBI's taxonomy places the organism in Eukaryota, Metazoa, Arthropoda, Insecta, Diptera, Drosophilidae.